Molecule: messenger RNA, 225 nt
Organism: Didymodactylos carnosus
Lineage: Eukaryota; Metazoa; Rotifera; Eurotatoria; Philodinida; Philodinidae
Source: the annotation of a GenBank genome assembly
AUGGCACGUCGAAUAGGGGUUCGAUAUACUGAACAGCGUCUUGAUCUAGAAAAACGGCUUAAACUAUUUUUUGAAAGACUAGAAGCAUACGCAACCCUUACAGUACAGCCGAUUAAUUAUCAAAAAACAGAAGCUCUUUGGCCUGCUCGAGCCUUAGGACCUCCAGAUUCGAUAUUUUUUCCGGCGAGCACAAAAUUAAUUGGGUUAAGGCAUUUAAGUAUUUAG